UAAUACAUCAUUGGAUAUGUUGUCACUACAACAUAAGCAAUCUGAACAAACAAAUGUAAACUUCCACAUCAUACAUUGUUAGUACUUCACACCGAAACAAAAAGCAACAAACCCAAUAUUAGGUAGACUAAAAACUUUGGCGUUCACCAUUACAUAUAUAUUAAAAGACGAAAGAUGGAUACCCAUUUCAACGAAGUGGAGAACCAAGGACCCACACGGACAACACUCCAACAGAGGAUGUGCACCAUGAAUUUUCCCCGGAACCAGGCUACCCCAGAGAUGGCCCGUGGUCUCCGCGAUUCCCAGAUCAUGAUUGACCCAUUGGUGAAGCGACAGCGCCAGCAGCAGCGUCAGUAUGAGCGGGAAAUGAUGGAGUUAUUCAAUCGUAUUUCUAGCAGCCCGCAACCGGAGGUUGCAAAGCGAGUGCCUGGAAGCCACCGUUUGUUGCACCGCCGAAAUAACACUCCAAAUUUACAAAAGAAGCCAACUGAGCUGACAUUCGUGCGCCUUUAAGCGCACACCAACGACUACACCAAUGAAUACACCAACAUUGGUGAAAGUUAUAAUAAUGAAAAUAGUUCACCAAUGUGAGGGAUACACUUCCAAAAGGUUUUGCAACUUAAGAUGUGAACAUAUAUAUAUAUAUAUGUAUGUAUUUUCCAAAUUUAUAUUUGAGUCCACAAUUGAACCUGAAUAUACAUCAAUCAACACAUGCAACAAUAUGUAUGAAGAACAUCAUCUCAUCAUCAAAAGUGCAAAUUAUUCAAAUUUGAAAAAAAGGCAAAGAACGUUAAUUCGGUUAAGCACUUAAAGCCACCAGCUCGGGAAGUGGACCACAUGGACUUGGACCGUACUCCUGGCGUCAGCCUGGUCAGCUCGGAACUACAACUACAACUACAAUUGAUGAAAAUGCUGGCUCUACGAGAACAAAUUACGUGGCUGAAGCAGCAGGAGCAGCAGCAAAAGCAGUCACCUGUCUAAGAGUUUGAGGAUUCGAAGCGGCAAUUCCGGAGGACACUUUUGGGUCCCCAUUAGCUAGCAUAGAAAGAGAGAGAGAGUGAUAGUGAGAUAGAGAUAGAGAGAGGGAGAGUCAUGUCCAGCAGUCACUCCGGGACAAUUGGCCGUAAACGGGGCGGCAGUGCUGCCGGUAGCGAGUAUUACUAUUCCUCCUCCGGCGGCAUCGGUUCCAGCUCCGGAGGAGUCGGUGGAGGCGGCGGAGGAGGAGAGCAACUGCGGCGACAGCGUUCAGCGGAAUGGCAUAGUCAUCGUCACGGUCACGGUCACGGUCAUGGGCUGGGCCAUGGCCUCAGUCACGGUUUGGGCCAUGGUUAUGGCAGUAGCAGCGAGGAUGAGUACCAGAACACCGGGCAGGCGACGGCAUUCGAUACCCAACUGCUGGCACAGCUCCUCCUGCAGAGUCAACAAUUGGCAAGCAUGGAACACUAUAACUCUGACUGUGAACCGGAUUAUCUACGUCAUCGCGAUCGCCAUAUCCUGGAGAAUACAUCACCCGGAGAUCUUCCACCGGCAUCCACCAAUGUCACCGUUCCCGUUGCCGUUCCCGCACCCGCUCCCGAGGUGACCUACGCCCAACCGCACCAGCAACGCUCGUCCAUGGGCUCACCCAUGAAGCUAGUGUCCACCGUCUCGGCGGGCAAAUAUCAGACCAAUGCGAAUCUGGGCCUCUUCCCCAACAGCAGCAGCAGCGGCAGCAGUGUCCAGAAUGACCGACAAGGUGCCAGUGUCACUGCCGUUGCCUCGCCACGCAGUACAAAUCCCUUCCUGAGCUCCAAGUUUUCCGGCGAGGAUAAUGCAUUGGAUAAUGUACUGCUUCCAGCAUCGGCUUCGUCCUCAACAGCGGCAUCCAGCAAUCGCAGUCAUAGGAGUGGAGGAGCAGCAGCAAGGAGUACAUUGAAUCGUCUCAGUGGAAUGACCAGUUCCAGCAGCGAUUCCCAUCAUCAUCAUCAGCAGCAGCAGCAGCAACUCUCCCAAAUGGCUGCCGUGAAGCAGCUGCUCCAGCCGGAGGAUAGCGGCGAUGAGUUCGUCCUGGGGCGUUGUGGAAAUGGUAGCAACAGCAGCGGAAGGGAAUCGGAGGAGCCGCCACCGGAACCGGCGCCGCCAGAGAUUCCGCCGCGCACACAAUCGCUCCUCAUGUCCCUCCGCAAGCACUCCGACUACAAGCUCAAGUAUGAGGAGAAGGGUGACCAGAAGCACGAGGAGUUUAUCCCCACCAGCCAGCUCCAGAAGGACUAUAUACUUAGUGACAACCUCCGUUCGGAUCAACAGCUGAAACCGCUAUCACCUGGCGACUCAAAUGG
Drosophila serrata is the source of this 2318-nucleotide messenger RNA. RefSeq names its product Teneurin-a transmembrane protein (gene Ten-a). Lineage: Eukaryota; Metazoa; Arthropoda; Insecta; Diptera; Drosophilidae. Gene Ontology annotation, biological process: motor neuron axon guidance. The record is from RefSeq and is a predicted model, not a curated record.